Molecule: messenger RNA, 4405 nt
Organism: Hippoglossus stenolepis (Pacific halibut)
Lineage: Eukaryota; Metazoa; Chordata; Actinopteri; Pleuronectiformes; Pleuronectidae
Gene: sfswap
Product: splicing factor SWAP
Exons: 17
Coding region: 1289-3742 (817 amino acids)
Biological process (GO): mRNA 5'-splice site recognition; RNA processing
Molecular function (GO): RNA binding
Source: RefSeq, a predicted model, not a curated record
UGAGUUUUUUGCCUGCAGAGCUCACAGUGAACAUGUCGACUGUAUGUGAAAUUACACAACAUUACUUUAACAUCAAGGAUUUUCAUGGUAGUAAUAACAAACCCCGAUUGGAGGCCCUCAAAACGUUUUGCUCAUUUUAGUCAAGAGUGAAAGGAGGUAUGACAUUUAGACGAGUAAUCAUCUGUGAACAUCACUGUCAACUUUGGUCGUCGGUCGUCACUCAUCCAUAUCUGACUUGACAAACACACACACACACACACACACACAAACUUGUACUUCCAUCUUUGUGAGGACGCUAAUUGACAUUAUGUUUUCCCAAGCUCCUGACCCUAACCUAAACUAUCCCAACUAAAUGCCUCCCCAAACGUUUGCCCUACCCAAAUUAUAUCCCAAACCAUACAACCCAACUUUAACCCCGGAUAAGCUCUGUGCUGAAAUGUAUCAGAAGGUGAGGACUGGCCAAAAUGUCCGCGCUUUCACAAGGUCCAAGUCAAACUGGUCCUCACAAAAAUACAAGUACACACACACACAUACUCACUCCUGCAACGUUAAAUAUUUGAUGUGGACUUUGCUGGAAGCACUUUGUCCCAGCCACUGGCCUAACAGUUAAGCAGCCUAGAUGCCUCUCUCUGGGGAGGUUGUAGAAUUGAGUCAAGGGUAUGAAUACAUUUGCUAAAGCUCCCAAAUGCCAGAGAAAAAAACGUCUCACCUCACAGUGGCCAUUAACAUUUUAAGCAAUUUGACUUAACUCCCUUUUUUUCCCAAUUGUCUUUUGUCUCUCCCUUCACUUCAUUAAAGACUGACAUGGUCACAAUACAAAUUAAUUGAACAGUUUAAAACCUCCACCAUGAAAUGCAUAUGAGAGCCACGAUGGGAGAGUUUUAGGUCUGAUGGAUACAGUGACAAAUUAUCACAAUAUAAAACAAAUGCUCAUCACUAUUAAUUGUUCAUGAGUGAAAAGCAAGAUGGUUAAUUUCACUAUGAUUUGUUUUCUGCUCUCUGUCGAAACCUCCACACUAAUUGUGACUAAGUAGUUUCAUAAUAUACCCGUUAAUAAGGAACUUAAUUUCAUCAUGCAGUAUAUUUAUUACUUGAAUUUAUUUAUAUCUGAACACUUCACCGUCACAGAAGUAACCAAAAUUCAUAAAGUUGCUACGUUACAUUAUUAAAAAUGUUAAUUCAGUUUCCCUCUGACCUGUAAGCAGCAGAUGAUACAGGAUGAAUAGUGUUGUUGUAUAUUUAUCUACUGGGGAGAAGGCAUUAGGCUUGUAGUUUCCCUCCAUUUAAAAUGCUUUCGGGAACUCACAUUUUAUCUGGCCGCACUGCUCAGCUGGAAGAGCCUGAGGAGAGUGAGGAACCGUUUGUGGCUCCCCCGGGGCUGGUUAUCCCUCCUGAUAUGGAACUGCCGGCAACCAUAAAGACCCAUAAUAUCGUCGAGCGGACGGCCAACUACGUGUCUAAGCAGGGCGCUCAGUUUGAGAUAGUGCUGAAAGCGAAGCAGUCCGGUAACUCCCAGUUUGACUUCCUCCGUUUCGACCAUUACCUGAACCCUUACUACAAGCACAUCUUGCGGGCCAUGAAGGAUGGGCGAUACAACAUGGUCAACAAGCAAGAGCAGCAGCAGGACUCAAACUCGGAUUCGGAUGAUGAUGGGGAUGGCAAUUACCUUCAUCCUAGCCUGUUUGCCCCGAAGAAGUGCUCUCGUCUGGAGGAGCUAGUGAAGCCUCUUAAAGUCAUGGACCCGGACCAUCCUCUGGCCGCACUUAUAAGAAAAACCCAGCAAGAAAGAAAUGGCACUGCAGCAGCAGCAGCAGCAGCAGCAGCAGUGGCAGCCACACCACUGCUGCCACCAGAGGAAGUAGCAGAAACGCCUGCUCCCACCACACAAGCGCACUACACAGCUGACCCAAUGUACUAUGGGUACUACAUGCUGCCUGAUGGAACGUUCUGCCUGGCCCCGCCACCCCCAGGGAUUGAUGCAACCGCCUACUAUAACAGUAUGCCGACAGCUGGAGUGACUGCUCCCCCCGCUGCUUCUGGGGCUGGGGCUCAGUUGGCGACAACACCCACCCCUCCUGAAACUGUCCCCGUGGCACCACCAGCUACAGCCUCCCCUCAGGUCACCAGCUCUGCUGCUCCAACAAGUGCAGCAGAAACCAGUUCUAAAGAAGAAGCUCCAGUGUCAGCACCAGCACCACAAGCCAUCAUCCCCCCACCACCUGACACCCAGCCAGUCAUAGACAAGCUGGCUGAGUAUGUUGCUAGAAACGGAGUAAAGUUUGAGGCCAGUGUCCGUGCCAAGAAUGACCCACGGUUUGACUUCCUGCAGUCUUGGAAUCAGUACAACAGCUAUUAUGAGUUUAAGAAGAAUUACUUCAUGCAGAGGGAAGGAAGAAGCACAGCAGAGACUGUGACAGUAGAUGAUGAAGAUGAUGAUAAGCUUCAGGCAGACAAGUUACUCAAGGACUCGAUGCUGAAUAAAGCCUCCUUUGCCCCCAUCUGUUUCGCCAUCAAGGCGAAGGAAAAUGAUUUGCUGCCGCUGGAGAAGAACAGAGUUCGACUGGACGACGACUCGGACGACGACAAGUUGCUGGAUGAUGCGGGACUGGAGGCCAUAAUAGGUGGAGCGGAGAUGACCGUCAAGGAGCCUCCUCCAAUCAGUGCAUCAGAGGAGAAGAAACCCCCGCUCAGUUUGGAAGAGUUGGAAGCAAAACAAGCCAAGCAGAAACUGGAGGAUCGUCUAGCAGCUGCAGCCAGAGAGAAGCUGGCCCAGGCGUCUAAGGAGUCCAAAGAGAAACAGCUACAGGCGGAGAGGAAGAGGAAGGCAGCGCUCUUCCUACAGACCCUCCGCGGCCCCUAUUCUGGAGAGCCCGAGGCCAAGAGAGCCGAGCUCGACUCAUCAACACAGCUUGAGAUGCAAGAAGCCCUUUCUGUUCUGUCUGACCUUGCGCUGCCUCAUCUUUCCUCCACACCACCUGCGUAUCUUCAGGAUCAAAAGCCUCCCACGGAGAUCCAUGGAUCCCAUCGCAGCAGGGAGGCGCCGACCUCCUCAUCCUCCCAUAGAGGAUCAGACCGAGAUAGAGAUAGAGAUAGAGACAGGGACAGUCACAGAGAUAGGGACAGUCACAGAGAUAGGGAAAGGGACAGAGAGAGGGAAAGGGAUCGGGACAGAGAGCGGGAAAGGGAUCGAGAUAGGAAUAGAGAUCGAGACAGGAACAAAGGCAGGGACAAAGAGAAAAAGAAGAAAAAACACAAGCGGAGGUCAAGGUCGAGGUCAAAGAACCGACACGCCCUCCCCACUGCCUACAGGAAAGGCCGCCGGUCCCGGUCCCGUUCACACUCCCCAGGGAGAAAAGAAAAGAAGGGCAGCUCAUCAGAGAGGAGACGUGAGGAGAAGGAGCGGGAACGCUAUCAUCCCAGCAGCAGCAGCUCCGGCGUACCCAGGGGGCAUUCGAAAUCCAGGUCCCCUUCUGAAAAGAAGAAGCGCUUCUUGUCGUCCUCGGGACAGAUGCAGGCUUUGGGUUCCUCUCUCUCUCCGUGUUCCUCACCCGGCAGAGUUUUAUCCCCAUCAGCUAGCCCCGCCUCCAGCCUGACCCACUCCAGGGAUGGUUCUCAGGAGAAAGACAAGACGGUGUCCUCAUCCAUAGUAUCCUCUGUUCAGUCCAAAAUAACUCAGGAUCUGAUGGCCAAAGUGAGAGCCAUGCUGGCCACCUCCAAGACCUUCCAAGCCCCCAACUCCUAAAGAGGACACGGCUUCUAAUUCGUCACGGCAACCUCGGCCAAUCAGCGAGCGGCGUUCUCCGGCUUCUUGGGAGACUAACGUGAUCUGGAUCUGUUUCCGCCCGUGUUCCUGGAUUCAUAAUUUAAUCUUGAUUUGAGCACCGACAGAUUCGGGUUUGGCUGUGUCUCAUGCGGCGUCGCGCGAGUGCAGCGAAGGAGCUCGUCCAGGUGAAACAUCUGGUUCAACAGCUGGGAGAUCACGUCGACAGCGCUUUGAGGGGAGGCUUAAAUAAUACUGAUGUUAUUUUGCAUCCCGUUUGAAGACGCGGUGCCUUCCUCCCACGUGCUGACAGCCAUUCUUUGCAGCAUUAGCUAAAGCUGCUGGAGGUCUGUACUCUCUCCUUCUAUGAAGGGCUGCGUUGUUUUGAUCAUUUCAUUUCCAUCCACCCUCAUCUGCUAUUCUCCGUUGCUGUCUCCCCUCUUAUUUUCCUCCCCCAGCUGUCGUCUCUCUCCAGCACCUCACCCGUCUCACUCCGAGAAGCUGUUUUAAAUUUUUAUUCUGCCCCUCAAACUGUCUAGUACGUGGCCUUCUAUUUUUGUUCCCGGUUUGUACUGUAAUGAAUUUAUUGCAGAGCUACUUUCUAAUGCGAACGGUAAAUAAAGUUUCAAACGUGAUUUACCCGUG